This is a messenger RNA of Stegostoma tigrinum, 4874 nucleotides long. Its product is annotated as ovarian cancer G-protein coupled receptor 1-like. Gene Ontology annotation, biological process: G protein-coupled receptor signaling pathway; cellular response to pH. The transcript has 3 exons. The record is from RefSeq and is a predicted model, not a curated record. Gene Ontology annotation, cellular component: membrane. Bases 599 to 1549 code for a protein of 316 amino acids. NCBI's taxonomy places the organism in Eukaryota, Metazoa, Chordata, Chondrichthyes, Orectolobiformes, Stegostomatidae. Gene Ontology annotation, molecular function: G protein-coupled receptor activity.
CUCAGUUCUAAAGGGCUGUCCCUUAACUCUGAGACUGUGCCUUUGGGUCCUAGUCUCUCCUGCUGGUGAAAACAUCUUCUCCACAUCCACUCUUUCCAGGCUUCACUAUAUUCACCUCUAAGUUUCGGAGAGUCUUGGACGAAAGGGAAAGGCGCUGUAAUGCAGAGAGAGCUUUCUGUCUGGUGGCUACACAAAGUCACCUUCAGACCAUGAAUACUGCAGAAACGGUACAGGAUGUAUAUAGCGUAGUUAGUUCUCAGUCUCUGUGAGAGGACAUCGAUGAUAAAGAUCGGUUUGAGUCCUGAUUUCUACUUGAACCUCAAACACUUGUAAAUGCCAGUCCUUGCAAACCCUGGGAGGUAGAGGCGACUAACCGUAACGUGGAAAGAGUCGCCAAACUUCAAAUCGCUCAAUUCACCCCAGAAGGAGAUUCGGGAACGGCUCCCACCAUCAGAAACAGGCCAACAGGACUGACUCACAGGGAGUCACGUUUCAGGAAAGAGGUAUUAAAUACACGAUUGUACAAAAGCUUGAAGACUGCAAACUGAGGACUCCACAAAAAACAUUUAUUCGACGGAUCAUUCCAGGGUUGUGCUGAAUGAUGGUUAACUGCUCUGUUGACCACAGAAUCCACCAGAUCCUGUUUCCCACCGUCUACAUUGGGGUCUUCAUCAUUGGGCUCCCAACUAACCUCCUGUCCCUGUAUCACAGCUACCUACAGAUCAGACAGAAGAAUGAGCUGGGAAUCUACCUCUGCAAUCUGACCAUCUCAGACCUGUUGUACCUCCUUUCCUUACCUUUGUGGAUUCAGUACAUGCUGCAACAUGAUGACUGGCAACAUUCUCGGGAACUUUGCAUCUUCAGUGGUCUGCUCCUCUACCAGAAUAUCUACAUCAGCAUUGGCUUCCUCUGCUUCAUUGCCAUUAAUCGCUUCCUCGUUGUGGCUUACCCUCUGAAAUUUAAAUUCAUACACAGCAGGAAGGCUGCUUUGCUCAUCAGUAUUCUCAUCUGGCUCAAGGAGAUAGCUGUCUGCACCAUUUACAUGGGCUCCAAGGUUCUCAGUAAAGACGAGGGGAAUGACACUCUGUGUUUUGAACAUUAUCCACUGCGUCAAAAGGACAGAUAUUUAAAUAUUUACAAACUUUCAAUUGGCUUCGGCCUUCCUUUGAUUUUAUUUCUCUACUCUUACUAUAAAGUGCUGAGGGUUGUCCACAAACUCCGUGGGUCUGAAAGAAAGCGGAAAUUAAGAAUAAAAAAAUUGGUAUCUGGGACAAUUAUCAUUUUCCUGGCUUGCUUUGCUCCUUAUCACAUUUUCCUGAUGGUUCGAAGCAUAUUUGAGUAUGACUGUCCCUUUGCUGACAGUAUUUUUGAGGUUUACCAUGUUGGGCUCCUGCUGAUGAGUUUAAACUGUGUAGCUGAUCCCAUCUUGUACUGUUUCGUAUCUCCGAGUUCACAGGGCUGGUUAGCAAGUUUCCUAGGUCCUGUUAUCAAGGUUCUUCCUUGUGCAAAAAAACAAACAAUCACAGAUGAAAACCUCUGUUUGAAUUAAUAUUGAGCCCAUCUCUUAAGCUCACUCCUCUUUGCCAUUUUGUCUGACUUACUUGUCUGACUGUUUUAACAGUUUGUAUUGUAACAGCGACUUUAACAUGGUAACACAUCCUCAGGCGUUUCACAAGGAUUGAGCAAACAAAAUUUGACACCAACAGGGAGAGAGUUGAAUUAGAAGUAAGUGAGUUUGUUGUUUUAUCAUUUCAAGUUCUGUGCUACCUCAAGUCUGUUUCACCUCUCCCUUGUCCACUGCCACCCUCCCCAUCAAUUCCAAAACUAUUCUAUCGUCAUUCCUCAAGUAUCUGGAAUGAAACUCUGCAAACAAUUAAUACAUUUUUCUUUCAUUCAAUUUGUUUGAAUAGUUUACAGCACACGUCUGAGACAGAUGGGACCACAGCACACGUCUGAGACAGAUGGGACCUGCUCCAGAAGUAGGGUCACUGCCACUGCUUGACCAGAACUGGCCAGUCCCUUUGUCACCAAAUGUCUCCAACACUAUUGAUGGAGAAAAGGCGAAUGGGUGUCAAUGAACAGAGUGAAACUGAGUUUGCAGCACCAUCUCCUGGCAGUCCUAAAAACUGCAGGCACUGUGAGAGGUGUUGCAAUCACUGAUUUGCAGUUCCAUCUUUAGCAACAGUACAGGAUGACAGUAUCAAAUUGGCAUCAGCAUAUAUCAAUUUAUGAGCAAAGCAGAGACCAGGGGCUCAGGUAUGCAAUUCUUUGAAAUUUGUGUUACAGGUAAACAAGGUGGUUAAGAGGGCCUUUAGCACACUUGCCUUCAUUGCUCGGACAUGUGGGUAUAGGAGUUGGGAUGUCAUGUUGAGGUUGUACAGGACUUUGGUGAGGCCUCUUCUGGAGUACUGUGUCCAGUUGUGGCCACUCAGUUAUAGGAAGGAUGUUAUUAAACUGGAGGGGGUCAGAAGAGAUUUACCAGGAUGUUGCCAAGAAUGGAGGGUUUGAGAUUUAAGGAGAGGCUGGAUAGGCUGGGACUUUUUUCACUGGAGCACAGGAGGUUGAGGGUUGAUCUUAUGGAUGUUUAUAAAGUAUGAGGGACAUAGAUAAGGUGAAUGGCAAGUGUCUUUUUUUCCCCUAGGGUGAGGGAUUUCAGUCUAGGGGACAUAUUUUAACGUGAGAGGAGAAAAAUUUAAAAAAGAUACGCGGACAAUUUUCUUAGACAGAGAGUGGUUUGUGUGUGGAAUGAACUUCUGGAGGGAGUGGUGGAUAUAGGUACAGUUACAAUGUUUAAAAUACAUUUUGAUAAGUAAAUGAAUAAGAAAUGCUUGGAGGGAUAUGGGCCAAGCAGAGGCAGGGUGGGACUAGUUUAGUUUGGGAACAUGUUUGGUGUAGACUAGUUGGACCGAAGCCUGUUGCCAUGCUAUAUGACUCUAUGAUUCUAUGAGCAUUUAUUUGUUAUGUAUGUGUAUACUAUUAUUAUUCGUGCAUGGAAUGCGAGCACCUCUGCUGUUUUGUUCCCACCAGAAGUGACCACACCAAUGGCUAACUCUGUCAGCUGCCAGAAUGUGUUUGUUUUGAUAUGGAACCUUCAUUUUUCUUUACUAUCUCAAAUCACUGUGAGAGGAAGUACUGAGUGCAACCCUCAACUGUCAAAUGAGCUGCAGCUUCAGUCUUACCAGUAACUAUAUGAUGUACACUUCCCUCCUCCCAAAAUGAUUUUUUGCUAAUUGUCAGCAUGUACCAGCAGAAUUCGUCAGCCUCGACAAUUACUUGUCACAGUUUUGUGCCUUUCCUGUUCAAUGUUCACUCUUACUGCUCCCAUAUUCCAGUCAGUAUGAGGAUUCCCAGAUGUCUCUGAACAGUGUCUGGUAGAUUCAAAACCUCUGAACAGUCUCCAGUAGAUUCUCAAACUUCCAAACAGUGCCCAGUAGAUUCAAAAGCCUCUGAGUUAAAGUGAGGUGACCAGGAGUAUUGAUCAGGAUCUGCGCACUCUACUCUGUAGAUAACUGAACAAGAUUACAAGUAGUUGCACCAUUAAUCAACCAGUCCUUGUCAAGCCUUCAGCUUUCAAGGCUGUGGACUCUGAAAUCCCCUCUCUAUAUCUUCAUCUUCUUCUUCAAUUCCCUGCUGAGGUCAGAUCUGAUAAUUCCACCUGAGCCAUGGGGAGGGCAGGCAGGAAGCUUGCAAAACCAUACUGAGCCAGAAUUAGAUUCCCUAUGGUGUAAACACGCCCUUCGGCCCAACAAGUCCACACCACCCCUUACAGCAUCCCACCCAGACCCAUCCCCUGAUAACCCACACACCCCUGAACACUACGAGCAACUUAGCAUGGCCGAUCCACCUAGCCUGCACAUCUUUGGACUGUGGGAGGAAACCAGAGCACCUGGAGGAAACCCACGCAGACACAGGGAGAAUGUGCAAACUCCACACAGACAGUCGCCUGAGGCUGGAAUCGAACCUGGGUCCCUGGUGCUGUGAGGCUGCAGUGCUAACCACUGAGCCACCGUGUCGCCCCUUAGAGCAGGGGUCACAGUUUAAGAAUAAGGGAUAAGCUAUUUAGGACUGGGAUCAGGAAGAAUUUCUUCACUCAGAGAAUUGUGAAGCUGUGGAAUUCUCUACCACAGGAAGCUGUUGAGGGCAGUUUCUUAGAUAUAUUCAAGAGGGAGCUGGGUGUGGCCCUUGCAGCUUGAAGGAAUCAAGGGGUAUGGAGAGAAAUUGGAAUGGGACACUGAGAUUGCAUGAUCAGCCAUGAACAUAUUGAAUAGUAGUGCAGACUCAAAGGGCUGAAUGACAUACUCCUGCUCCUACUUUCUAUGUUUCUGUGAACCCUUAAGUUAUUGGCUACAGUCUGAUCCACACUGACUGUUCAUUUCUGAACAUGUCACAUUUUUGAAACGCAGUUCUGGAAAGGCGUACAAUUUUGGGUUGGUGCCAAACCUGGUGGUUUAGAUACAGAGCUCAUCAAAUGAUUUGAUGUGAUUUUCAGCAGGAGCUACAAAGAGAAAUACUCUGUUAGUGUGACAACCCAGGUCAAGCUAUCAAGAAGAGAAGUUUCAUGUUAGACUUACCAGAAAACAGGGAGGAUCCUGACAAAGCAUCAGAAAAAACCUUAGAAUCAAUGGGAGAUUGACAAUUUGGGGUGAUUGUGGAACUAAUUACUAGAGACAUUUUGAUCAUUUGUGUUAAAUAAUUGGGAUUAUUUGCUGGGAGUAGACCAAAAUGCAACACUUUUUUCAUCUUCUUUUUGCCUCUUCUUUAUCAACCUGUUAAAUCUGCCAUUGUUCACUGGAAUUAGUGUAAAUCCUUUUCAACUUGUAAUCAGAAACAGAUAACAGCAGCUUUGUUAAUAAAACAACUUUUUGAUUGAGUCA